Messenger RNA from Sarcophilus harrisii (Tasmanian devil), 457 nucleotides. Its product is annotated as ankyrin repeat domain-containing protein 7-like. The record is from RefSeq and is a predicted model, not a curated record. Gene Ontology annotation, molecular function: protein binding. NCBI's taxonomy places the organism in Eukaryota, Metazoa, Chordata, Mammalia, Dasyuromorphia, Dasyuridae. The coding region runs from base 1 to 456 and encodes 151 amino acids. The transcript is spliced from 4 exons.
AUGGUUAAUCCCAAAGUACAAGCGGCCAGCAAGUUACCUCAGGAGAGAACACCUCUUCACCUGGCUUGUGCUAAUGGGCAUCCAGAUGUUGUGUGUCUCUUAGUAGAGAGAAAAUGUCAACUAAAUUUGUUGGAUAAGGACAGUCGAACACCUUUAAUGAAGGCAAUAGAGUGUCAGCAGGAGGAGUGUGCAACAAUCCUGCUGGAACAUGGUGCAGACCCUAAUCUUGGGGAUGCCAGGAACAACAAUGCACUUCACUAUAUUGCCUCUGGUCGGACCAAAUUCAUGGCAGAAAAACUGGUUAAACAUAAAAUUGAUAUUGAAGCAAAAAACAAGGAAGGCCUUACGCCACUUUUGCUUGCAGUUUCAACAAUGAACUUUGAAAUGGCAGGUUUUCUCUUAAAGAAUGGAGCAAAUGUAAAUGCCUUGGAUAGCUGUAAAAGGUACAAUAAUUAAA